AUGGCCUAUGCAAAUCCUCUCCUUUCAUCAGAACCGACUGAAUCCUGCGAAACCAUCUCUCCGUACCCGUUCAAGCCAUAUAACCUAACUUCUCUAGACACGGCCUCCUCCUCUCCUCACCAUUUCACAUCGCUAUCCUUCUUCCUCCCACCAAACAAACUCCCUCAUGCCCUAAACCGCCUAGAGGGCGCCAUUCUCCGUCUCAUUUCCCACUAUCCAUUCCUUACGGGGAGCGUCAACGCGCGGUCCGGAGAACCAACCUCAAGUCCCGGACCCAGACCCAAUGGACAGAGCGGUGAUAUCUUCGAAAUCCAACCUGUCACGGCAUCUCUCAUGCAGCACAUCCCGAUGCUUCAGACACAGCAUCACACAGUGCCCAGCGCGCUCUCGCCAUCCGACCACCUUCCUCGUACAUUCCUGCCCUUUCAUAUUUCCUCGCCCACGGAACAGUCACCUGCGCUGCGAUGCAAAGCCAAUGUUCUCGGCACUCGGCUCGUGCUAGUUUUCGGUUGGGAUACCCGCGUGAUGGACCCCGGCGGAGUAUAUGCUGUAGUGCGCGCGCUGGCAGAGUUCUGUCGCGAUCCGGGCGCUCUGAGGGAGGAGAUGCCUGUUUCGGACCCGUGGGCGCAAGCGCGGGAGCAGGGCGAGAUUGCGUCUGAGGAUGCUCUCGGCGGUCUAGCCCGAUGUACUCUUCGCCAUUGGAACGGAGGGAUGCGAAGCUGGCAGAGUAUGAUGCCGUCGGCGUCGGACGUCACGGCGCAACCAGAGACACGCACAGCGCAGUUGAACGGGGAUAAAGUCGCAAUGCUGACGGAUGCGUGUAAUCUGCUCGUGGCACGGGUCGCGCCGGACGCUUGUCCUCGGCGACUGGAUCAGGAGGAUGUGGUUUCCGCGGUGGUCGGGAUUUGCGGAUCGAGGGCGAGGGAUCAUUCUGCUGCUGCUGCGCAUACCGACCGAGGGACUGUCGCCGUAUCCGCCGACUUGCGACAGCUCUCGUCACUGUCGACUCCGGCGACAUACAUGGGGAACGCUACCGUGUCGAUACCCGUCCCUGUUCAGCCGAAUAGCCUCCCUGCACUUGACGAUGCGCAGAUGCAAUCCCUGCUGCCGGAUAUCUCGCCGCGGGAUCUCUAUCGGAUCUGCAGUCUUGCGGCUUCUCUCCAAGGGCGGAUUAAUGCAAUGGAAAAGGGUGACGACACGAACAUGACCUGGAAUGCGGAAGGCUGGGGGAUGAGCCCGGAAAAUAGAAUGAGAAUCCACACACUGCGACCGAUGGAUUUCUAUAUGGAUUUCGGACCACUAGGCGGUGUCCAUGAUGUCAAUGUUCCCUCGGCAAGGGAGAAUGGGACAUGUUGGGUUCUUCCGGAGAAAGAACGCGGUGGUGGUUGGGAUGUGGCGGUCACGGUUGAGCGAGAGGCCAUGCAGAAGUUGCGAGCGGAUAGAUUCAUGAGGUGGAUUGUCGAUGGAGUGGGUUUCUGA
Messenger RNA from Aspergillus steynii IBT 23096, 1479 nucleotides. RefSeq lists its product as uncharacterized. The record is from RefSeq and is a predicted model, not a curated record. Lineage: Eukaryota; Fungi; Ascomycota; Eurotiomycetes; Eurotiales; Aspergillaceae. The transcript has a single exon. The coding region runs from base 1 to 1479 and encodes 492 amino acids.